Messenger RNA from Zea mays, 2145 nucleotides. RefSeq names its product barley mlo defense gene homolog 2. Gene Ontology annotation, biological process: defense response. Lineage: Eukaryota; Viridiplantae; Streptophyta; Magnoliopsida; Poales; Poaceae. Bases 226 to 1872 code for a protein of 548 amino acids. The record is from RefSeq and is a predicted model, not a curated record. Gene Ontology annotation, cellular component: membrane. The transcript is spliced from 15 exons.
CAGCUGGGACAGCUGCUCUACUUUAAAAUGGACGCGCACCUCCACCUGGGUCUGUCUGCGCAGGGAGCCAGGGACGCGGACGCGGCGGCACCGGCAAGCGGCAAGCAAUUGUCUCAUCUGCUCCACUCCAUCUCCAUUUAACGCACUCUCCACUCCUUCGCGGCGGGGGUUUAGGCGCACGGCGGCAGGCCAAUUAACGCCGCUGCGGCGAGCACCGGGGGGGAAAUGGGCGGCGACGGCACGAGGGCGCUGGACCAGACGCCGACGUGGGCCGUGGCCGCCGUCUGCGCUGUCAUCGUCGCGGCGUCCAUACUCCUCGAGGGCUUCCUCCACCACCUCGGUCAGUUGCUCAACAAGAAGCGGAAGAAGGCGCUGUUUGACGCUCUGGAGAAGGUUAAAUCGGAGCUGAUGACUCUGGGGUUCAUAUCGCUGCUGCUGACCGUGACGGGAAGGUACAUCGCGCGCAUCUGCAUCCCGGAGGGAGCCGCAAACACCAUGCUGCCCUGCCGCCUGUCCGGUCACUCGGUGGCGGAAGAGCCCAAGGGCCAUGGCCGACGGCACCUAUCUGAAGAUCCAACCAACCUUUUUUCCUGCCGCAAAGGCAUGGUGUCGCUUGUUUCAGCCGACGGCAUGCAUCAGCUGCACAUUUUCGUGUUCUUCUUGGCCGUCUUCCAUGUUACCUUCAGUUUCUUCACAAUGUCCUUGGGUAGAGCAAAGACUCGUAUAUGGAAGGUGUGGGAAAAGGAAACUUGCUCCCCUCAGUAUAAUUAUUUAAAUGACCCCUCAAAGUUCAGGCUUACGCACCAAACAUCUUUUGUGAGGCAACAUGCAAGUUGUUGGAGCAAAAGCACAAUCACGCUCUAUUUUGUGAGCUUCUUUAGGCAGUUCUUCAGAUCCGUCCGUAAGACAGACUACUUUACUUUGCGACAUGGAUUCAUUUCAGCUCAUUUAUCUCCGGGGACUAGGUUCAAUUUUCGAAAGUACAUUAAAAGGUCCUUGGAGGAUGAUUUCAAGACAGUUGUUGGCAUUAGUCCACCACUAUGGGCUUCUGCUUUGGCUGUCAUGCUGUUCAAUGUUCAUGGAUGGCACAACUUAUUCUGGUUCUCUGCAAUUCCCCUUGUAGUUAUUCUAGCAGUUGGAACAAAGCUGCAGGCUAUAAUUGCUAUGAUGGCUAUUGAAAUUGCAGAGAGGCAUACAGUUAUCCAAGGCAUGCCGGUGGUAAAACUAAGUGAUGAUCAUUUCUGGUUCGGGAAGCCUCGUUUGGUUCUCCACCUCAUUCAUUUCGCAUCAUUUCAGAACGCAUUUGAAAUUACAUAUUUCUUUUGGAUCUGGUACGAAUUUGGCCUGAGGGCUAUCGUCCAGUUUAUGUGCAGCUACAUCACCCUUCCACUCUAUGCCCUUGUUUCUCAGAUGGGUUCAGAAAUGAAGCGAACAAUUUUCGACGAGCAGACAGCGAAGGCCCUGAAGAAAUGGCACAAGGCCGUGGUGAAGAAGAAACACCACAAGGAUUCCUCACACAAUUCUUCCGAGACUCCUAGCACUGACACAACAGGACCUGCAGGGGAAGCGGGUGAGUGGCAGCGGCUGCACGAGGUGCCGGUCCGGCACCUCCACCGGUACAAGACCAUCGCGCACGUCGGCGGCGUGAGGAGCCCGUUGUCGGACCCGGACUACAGCGACACGGACGACACCGAGCCGCUGUCGUUGCAGACUAGGCACCUGAUACCGCCGGCGAAGCAGCGGAGCCUCGACACCGAGCGCGCGGAGGUGCGCGUGAACGUCGUAGAGACAGCGGCGGCGCCAAGCGACGUCCUCCAAGACAGCUUCUCGUUCCCAAGGCUGCUUCCUCCUCGCCAUGUGCCGGACAAGUAAAGUGGCCAGCAGUCUGCUUAGUACUACAGACUGUCCUAUAUAGAGAUAGUAGAAUAGUAGUUUCAAGUUAUAAGUCGAUUUGGCUAGUUAUACAACUUUUGUUAUUUAUUUAGAUAAAGGCUAUGUCUAUAUAGCAAAAGUUGUAAAACUAGAAAAAUCAAAAUGAUUUAUAAUUUGAAUUGUAGUAGUAUAGUAGAUUAGUAGUCGAAUCUAACAUGCAUGAGAGCAUUUUCUUAGUACAGCUGCCUGUAAGUGAUGCCUGGGUCGAUGACU